Molecule: messenger RNA, 1173 nt
Organism: Entrophospora sp. SA101
Lineage: Eukaryota; Fungi; Glomeromycota; Glomeromycetes; Entrophosporales; Entrophosporaceae
Source: the annotation of a GenBank genome assembly
AUGGCUGCCAUUGAUUUAGAUAGCAAGGUCGAAAAUGACUAUGACAUUUGUUUGAAUGUUGAAAAUCCAACUUUACAAACAAAAGAAAGCCUCAAAGAUUACCCCUCUUCAACAUCUCCAGUUGAAACUUUGGUCGAGGAAGAUAUUAGCAAAUCUGUUUUCUUGGAAUCUAUUGAUGUAUCUAUCUCUUCUACCAGUCAUAGAAAACGUCAAGAAAACAUCGAGGCUAAUCAGAAAAUAUUACGUGAAAUGGGUCUUGAGAGACCACUAUCGUUUUCUUUGCAAAAACCACCGCCAACACCAAAAAAACAACCUCCUACUCAAAAAACUAAUAAAAGAAAACGCUAUGCAGGAGUUGAAAAAAAUAGAAUCGUGAGGUCUUUAAGAACAAGAACAAUCACUAUUGAAAAUUUAGGGUCAGCAGGUGGUCUAAGAAGAUCCAAUAGAUUGGCAAAUAAGCCAACAAAAUCUUUUACGGACGAAUGUUCCGAUGAAGAUAGUAAUGAUGAAUAUAGUAGUAAUGAAGAAGAUAGUGAUGAAUAUGAAGCAAGACCUAGAAAAAUUUAUCGUCCAAAACCUCCAUUAAAUCCAAAUUGGCGUGAAACACGACCUGAUCCAAAACAAUUCGGUGAAAUUCCUAACGUUCCAGUUGGUACUUGGUGGUUCACUCGUAUGGAAUGUUGUCAUGCAGGAGUCCAUGGACCGCCUGUUGCUGGUAUUGCUUAUUAUAGUGAAGGGGCAACAAGUGUUGCAUUGUCUGGCGUGACAUCUACAAUUAGUAAUAACACACUCGGUUCGACAUCGUCAUUAUCGUCAUCAUUAUAUAACAAUAUGCUUGAACAAAAGUCAUUUGAAUCCAAGAAUGUUGAAGUAGGAUACAAAAACGUAGAAACUAAUGGAAAUUCAUGGACUUCAUUCCUAUAUUCCAUGAAAUCUAAAGAACCUAGUGUCUCAACUGCACCUACUACAUCACCAAGAAAACAGACCUUUGAAACAGAAAAUAAAAUAAAUUCGACAAAUAAAGAAUUGACAAUUGAUUUAUUGUAUUCUGAUUUUAAAAAUAUUAGUUCUAGUUCAUUAUCAUCAGAAUUUGGAGAAAUGGUUUCAGCAAAUGAUUUGGAAAAUCAUAACAAAUUAAUAUUAACUGCAGAUUUAAUUGAUUUCACUAGUUGA